UGCGUGUGUGAAAGAGGGUUGAAAACUUUCAACAUUUCUAUAAAUCUCUCCUCUUCUUCUUUCAUUCCGUCAUUACUGUUGCAUUUUGAUUUACCCAUAUUACCAGCACAAUGGAAUCCAGGAUAGGAGUUUAUCGUAGGCCUCAUGCUGUGGUCAUUCCAAUUCCAUUUCAAAGCCACAUAAAAGCAAUGCUUAAAUUGGCAAAACUACUUCAUCACAAAGGUUUUUACAUAACCUUCGUCAACACAGAAUUCAAUCACAACCUUUUCCUGAGGUCAAGAGGCCCUCGUUCUCUAGAUGGUUUGCCUGAUUUUCGUUUUGAAACCAUUCCAGAUGGGCUCCCUCCUUCAGAUGCUGAAGCCAUGACCCAAGAUGAAGCUUCUCUUUUCAACUCCAUUACCAAAAAUUUCCCGGCUUUCUUUCAACAUCUUCUUGCCAAACUCAGAAAGAAUAGCUUGUAUUCGAACUCUCCUUCGGUAACUUGUAUUGUUUCUGAUGGUUUCAUGUCGUCAUUCACCAUCAAAGCUGCUGAAGAAAUUGGAGUUCCUGUGGUCAUGUCUUUUACCAUGUCUGCCUGUGGCGUUAUGGCAUAUAAACAACUCAAUACUCUAAGGGUCAAAGGGUUAACUCCACUUAAAGAUGAAAGCUAUCUUCACACAACUAUUGACUGGAUUCCAGGUAUGAAAGACACAUGCCUAAUGGACUUUCCAUUUGCUCGCAAUACGAAUCCAGAUAACUAUGCAUUUAGAUUCUUGAUGGAUAGUGUUGAGGGUGCCGUUAGGGCUUCUGCAAUUAUUGUUCAUACAUUUGAUGCAUUAGAGCCAGAUGUUUUGGAUGGCCUGUCAUCCAUAUUUCCUCAUGUUUACGCCAUUGGCCCUUACCAGUUACUUCUUAAUCAAAUUCCUGAAGAUGGUUUAAAGUCUAUUGGCUACAGUUUGAGGAAAGAGGAUGGAGAUUGUCUCCAAUGGCUAGACACUAAGGAGCCCAAAUCGGUGGUUUAUGUGAAUUUCGGCAGUCUAAUAGUAAUAAAAGCAGAACAGCUAGUUGAGUUUGCAAUGGGACUGGCUAAUAGCAAGCAUCCAUUCCUUUGGAUAAUAAGGUCAGAUUUGGUUAUCGGUGAUGCUGCAAUUUUGGCAGCUGAAUUUGCAGGAAAAAAUCAAGAACAAUGUUAUAUUGCCAGUUGGUGUCAACAAGAAGAAGUACUAAAUCAUCCAUCAGUAGGGGUUUUUUUAACUCAUAGUGGUUGGAAUUCAACUAUUGAGAGCUUAGCUGCUGGAGUCCCAAUGAUUUGUUGGCCAUUCUUUGCAGACCAACCAAUGAAUUGUAGAUAUACUUGCAAGGAAUGGGGAAGUGGCAUGAAGAUUGAUGAUGUUGUAAAGAGGGAAGAAGUGGAGAAGCUUGUAAGAGAGGUAAUGGAAGGAGAGAAGGGUGUGAAGAUGAGGGAAAAGGCCAUGGACUGGAAAAAAUUAGCUGAAGAGGCAGCUGGACCAGAUGGUUCAUCAUCCAUUAGUUUGGAGAAGUUGGUCAAUGAAGUGCUUUUGUCAAACAAUUAGUUUCUGACUUCAGACGAAGCCGGAAGAGUCCGGGGGGAUAGUUAUCUAUCUUGCUAGACUUUACUCUAUAGAUGCGCGGCCGUCUUUCUGGAGCCUCGGCGGAGUUUUGCAAAUGGGCAAAAUGACAAAUGGUGUGUGUUUAGUUAGAGUAAACAAAAUUGCGUACGCCUAGUUUCAAAUCAAGCAAUGAGGAUUGUACGUAAAAGAUGACAGAACAUGUCUUGCUUGCUAGAUCAACAAUAACAGUGACAUAGUUGGAAAAGUCAGGGAGGAAUAGUCAUGUAUCUUGCUAGAUUCUAUUUGCUAUAGUAAAAGAAUAAAAAGAAGAGGAAUUUGAUUUU
Messenger RNA from Populus euphratica (Euphrates poplar), 1894 nucleotides. Its product is annotated as 7-deoxyloganetin glucosyltransferase-like. NCBI's taxonomy places the organism in Eukaryota, Viridiplantae, Streptophyta, Magnoliopsida, Malpighiales, Salicaceae. Bases 111 to 1553 code for a protein of 480 amino acids. Gene Ontology annotation, molecular function: quercetin 7-O-glucosyltransferase activity; quercetin 3-O-glucosyltransferase activity. The transcript has 2 exons. The record is from RefSeq and is a predicted model, not a curated record.